Acanthopagrus latus (yellowfin seabream) is the source of this 1281-nucleotide messenger RNA. It is a transcript of the gene pnx, whose product is annotated as posterior neuron-specific homeobox. The transcript has 2 exons. Bases 481 to 1128 code for a protein of 215 amino acids. Gene Ontology annotation, molecular function: DNA-binding transcription factor activity, RNA polymerase II-specific; DNA binding. NCBI's taxonomy places the organism in Eukaryota, Metazoa, Chordata, Actinopteri, Spariformes, Sparidae. The record is from RefSeq and is a predicted model, not a curated record. Gene Ontology annotation, biological process: regulation of DNA-templated transcription; central nervous system development; neuron differentiation.
GGGCUUCUCAUUAAACACGAGGUGCAUUGUGGGGACGCUGCUCUCAACAGGGAGAGAGACAGAGAGAGAAAAGCGCAAAAAACUUUCCCUUUGAUGAGUCCAUCAAUUAGCAUCACAAGCGGCGUUCACGUGUCCUGCCACCGUAAAAUCUCACAUUUGCAAAUAAUGACAAGCCCAAGCACAAAAAGGAACACGGAGGGAAAGAAAGGGGGCACAUUUUAACCAGAUGCCCGGCAAUAAAUAACCCGGCACUGUCCUCUCCCCUCCUCCUCCAGCUGAGAGCGCACAUUUACAUUUUGAAGUGCCCACACGGGGGUCCACACGGGGCCGGAGCGUGUCUGCGCGCAAAGGCAGCGAUUGUUCCCGCAAGACGCAUCGCCUCGUUUGGGUAACUUUUUUUUUUUUUUUUUUUUUUUUUGAAUGAAAUGUAAAUUUGCAAGCGUGUGCAAGAGGCUGAGUAUAUAAACCCCCGAGGAGCGCAUGCAGGCACCGACACAGCCGCCUGCCAGGAGAGCUGAGAUGCAGCCACACGCAGCCAAACGAGCGCUCGGCCACAGGACGCCUUUCUCUGUGGAGGAUAUUCUGGAUCCAAGAAAGUUUACAGGGAGGAUAAUCUGUGCUGAGGAGACAACAGGAGCGUCUUCUCCAAGAUAUCGACCAAAGGCGCAGCAGCAUCCUCCGGCAGGUGGAGGCUGCAGCCCGGAGGAGGAGGAGGAGGAGGAGGAAGAAGAGGAGGAAGAGGCUCCGUGUAAGAAACCUCAGAGGUCGAAGGCUAAAAGCCGGCGGAUCCGCACCGCUUUCACCCUGGAGCAGCUGCAGAUCCUGGAGCGCAGCUUCCACAGGUGCCACUACCUGUCGGUGCUGGAGCGCCACAGCAUCGCCUCCGCCCUGCGCCUGUCCGAGACUCAGGUGAAGAUCUGGUUCCAGAACAGGCGCACCAAGUGGAAGAAGGAGCGGCUGCAGGGGCCGGAGGCAGAGGAGGAUCUCCACCCGGGCUUCCCCUCAUCCUUCCCCCCACACCCCGCUGCCUGCCCCGCUCUGCCCUACAGGCCUCUGUGCUACCAGCAGCCGCUGCAGAUGUUUGCGCAUGCGCCGCCGCUGGUGCCCUAUCAUCACUAUUACAGAUGAUGUUUGAAUCUGACUGAGCUCAUGAUGCACCAACACGCCUCCAGAGGAAAAUCUGCAAAGAGUAUGGCACUAUUAUUAUUAUUCUAUCAUUAUUAUCACCCAGGAGAGCUGAAGUGCCAAACAGGACUGAGUGUAGAAAUAUUUUUAAUGUAA